Messenger RNA from Physella acuta, 5420 nucleotides. RefSeq lists its product as uncharacterized. NCBI's taxonomy places the organism in Eukaryota, Metazoa, Mollusca, Gastropoda, Physidae. The record is from RefSeq and is a predicted model, not a curated record.
GCAAGUUAAGAGAUUGGGAAACUAGCGACAUCAUCUUGUUUACAUCGCAGUUUGCUUCGUUUGCAAGACGAUCGCACCAUAGUUUCGAACGAAAUAUUUAAUGGUUUCGCUUUACUAAUGAUGAUUAUCGUGAGUGAAAAUUAAGCAUAGUGCAACUCAGUUGAGAGAAGAUUUUUUUCAGUCAGUAUCACUAUAUUAUCAUCAUGACUGCUUAUACUAAGGAAUUCGAAAAGUGGCUUAGUACGGCCAAGAAUGAAACAGACAUGGAAGAUGAUGAGGAAGAUGAGGAUCCUCAAAACAGCCACCAGUUUCAUGAUAAUGAAAAUGAUGAUGGAGAUACAACUGGAGAAGACAGUUCCCAGGGCAGCUUUGUGGAACUGAAGACAGCAGAAAUUGUUGUUCCUUGUGAGAAGGCCCCAAUAUUGGUGGAUGAUGAUGAUUUGUCUGACAAUGACAAUCAAUUUGAGGAUGAACCACCAAUACUUGAGCCUGUACAGAAGCAGCCAGCUAGUAGGCGGAUUAGUAAGACUGGGGAUGGGAAGCACUCUGGUCCGAUGCGCAACUAUAGCAGGAACAACCAAACUUACUCUAGACAAAGGUCAUUGCAGGAGCACCAAAGCUUAGCUAAAUCAGACAGUAAAGAAAAACUGAAACCAACUCUGUCUGAUGACUAUGAGAAGAGGCAGCGUAAAAGCUCUGUAAAGUCUAAGGAAAGUAAAGAAAGUGGUAAUAUAUUUGAUAAGUUUAUGUCAGAACAGUAUGACAGCCCUCCUCCCCUCAUCCCAAGCCCUGAAGCAUUACGUCUCACUUCUGAAGUACAGGUUUCAGAAACAAAGAAUCAAGGAAGUCCAGAUUUUUGUGCCAUGGAGGCAGAUUCAACUUCUGAAAUCAUCAGCGACAGCUGUGUAUCUCACUCACAACCCAAAAAUUAUGGCGACCUUCUAGAAUGUGAUAGCACCUGCAUGCUAGGGGCAUCACCUGUCACAGUGUCACCUGCUUCUGUAUCAAAUAUAGAAUGUGAAGAAGUGAGAGACUCAGGUGGGGGUAUAUGCAACGAUGGUAGUGUUGAUACUGCUAAAAUGGCCACAGGUGAAGAUAACAUUGCCAAAUCUCUCUGUGCUCCAGCUAAUGACAAGUUGUCCUCUGGUGUUAAAAGUUUUUAUCCUGACCAGUCUCCUGGCAUCACCCCAACAUUCCACAAAGAGGUAAACAUUGACAUUGAUAACCUUGAGCCUCCAACCCUGACUGUCAUCUCUCCACUUCUCAGUUCGCCAAUAGUUUCUCGUAGAAAAAGACAUACAAUAGACACCCCAGAAACAUAUUCAAGAAUGUCGAAGAGACGCACAUUAAAUUCCCCAACUUUGGAACAAGAAGACAUUUCUUCCCCACCGUUGCUCAAAAAUUCAAAAGAGUUGACGGCCCCUAUUUCACAGCUUGAGAAAAAGACACAGGCUGAGAGAAGCAGCCAUUACCCAAAGAGACAGAGGUGUCACACUGUGCCAUCAGAUCACCCUCACCACCUAGAGAGCUUAGACACAUUUGUAGCCAACACAUUGAAGUUGUCCACACUGCAGACACGCAUGCACGCACUUCUCAAACAGCUUUUCCCACAGAUCAGGCAGGAGCUUGACUCCAUCAGCCCAGAGUCACUCGGCUUCACUGACCUGAUGCAUGAACUGGUCCUGUCUCUGCAGCACACACACAAACCUCCACUGCCAGAAAGUCUGGCUCCGACACCAUGUAAAGACACACCACCAGAGGACAGCUCUCAAAGACUAUCGUCACCGCCUGGCAGUUUCAAGGCAGCCUCGUCAGAUGCUUGUGACGAGUUGAUGAGAAACUCUCACCGCUCUUAUACGUCCUCCAAGGCCAACUGUGAUAGCAAGCAGCGGAAAGGUGGGUGUCACACCACACAUAAAAAACACAACACAGACGAGCCAGCUGGUGGGGAUUUAGGAAUCUCCAAGUUGUCCCUCAAAGAUCAACUGGAGAGCAUCAGGCCAGCCCAAGUCAUUCUGUCCAGGGACCCCGCAUCAGUGCAGUUGGAUAAGUUCAUUCAAAUUUCUUGUAAGGCUCUGCAGCUGUUGUUGCCAGAUGUGGCAGUGAGUUUGAAGAAUGAGCUGGCCUUCUCCCCACAAGACCUCCUGGUUUUUAUAGACAAUGUCAUUUUAUUUAACUCCAGGAAAAGACUUUAGCCAACCUAUGUCGGAUAUGUUUUUUCAGUUAUAUAAUAACCACUUUGAGUGAGCAAUUCGUUUUUUUGAAGUGAUAUAUAUAUAUUGAAACUAGUGUUUGCUGUUUAGAUACUUCACUUUUAGUCUACUUGUUUCACACAUUUUUCAAGUCAUAUAUACAACGAUACACCCUGUGUUAAUUAAAAAUUUCUUUUCUUAACAUAACCUUUGAUAGUUAAUUUCUUUAAUAUUUAUAUAUUUGACAUAAAAACUUAAAAAAAAAUUAAUUUACAUAAUUUUUCUUUUAAUUAUUUCUAUAAUUUGGAUCUUAUAAUUUACGUUACCUUUUACUUAAAGUUAAAGCCGGUGUAGAUUUAUCCUAUUGAAGAUAAACUUGUGCCUGUUAGUGCUUUGUUUCUAUCCUUCCUACCAUUUUGCCAACAUCAGUUUGCUUCCCUUAUUCUACAUUUUUCUUCUACAAUCGAUUAAUUUCCUUUCUUUAAAUUACCAUUUUUACAAUACACAAACAUGUUCUGUUAUUAUGAGAACUUGUGACGAGUGAUCGCAGGUGUUCUCUAAAUAAUCCUUCAACCUACCUGUUGGUGAUUGCUACACUAUCAUUCCCACCAGCUAAUACAUUGUGUGGAUACAAUGCUCCUAGUGCCUUUAGCUAAAGUGCUCCUGUAAAAACAUCAAGUCCAUAAGUCCACAGCACCCUGAUGGUAAAUUAACGAACCACCUGCCAGAUUAUUCACCUGGUGAUCAGCAAACCAUUUCUUAAUCCUACCUGUUGAUUAAUGUCUUGACCUUUUUAAAAACAUAUUUUUUUAUUUCCUUUGAGAUUUAUCUCACUUUAGAUUGACUUAAUUAUAUCAUGUCUGUUAAACAAUAAAUCAAUACUUUGUUUAGCACCUUAUAGAUUGUUAAUAUUUUCUUGUUCUUUGUAACAUUCUUGCACAUUAGUUCUUUAUUCUAUUCCUAUCAAAAACAUUUAAUCAGAUACAGAAUGGUUUUGAUUUGUGUAGUAUGUUCAUAUUAACAUAUGAAACCACUAGUCAUGUAAUGUAAUGACUUGUAUGUAACUGUACAUCAAACGAAAGUCUCAAUAUAAACCAGUAUGUAUUGGUGUUAUGUAUUUUAAAAAAUAACGUUGGGAUAUAUAUUAUUUUGUUCAAUACGUAGAUAUUUAAAAAAUGUAGUUUCAAGGUUUUCACAUUUUUUUUUACAUUCUCUAAAAUUAAAAAAACAUACUGUUUUGUUGUUUGUAUUUUUAUGUAUGAAUUUUUUUUAGGUUUUUGUGAUUUUCAAUUAUUCUAUUUUAAUGGGAUUUUUUUGUGUUAACUUUUGACUAUAAUUUCUAUUCUUGAUUGUUUUUUCUAAUGUAGAAAUUUGAAGUUUGUGUAAUUUGUACAAAUAUUUAUUGUUUGUAGAAAUUUAUUUAAAAAAAAAACAACUUUCAUGAACAAAAAACCAAUUUCUUGUGGCACCUUUCUAUCAAUGAUGUGUAAAGAGCAAUAAUUUUUUUAAUUAGAACAUACAAAGACUUAAAAUUGUUGUUCCGUAAUAAUUCUAGUGAUGCAGUUAUUAAACAGUAGUAGUCAUACAUUUAUAUUCAUAAAUUAAAAUAAAAUAGAAUGAUCGUACUACUAAUACUAAAAUACUUAAUUGCAUUCAAUCAAUUUUCGUAUUUCAAUAUACUUCAAAACAUCUUUAUACUUCGGUAUUUCUAAUGGUACAUUUGCUUACAAAGUAGAGCUAAUAUAUUAUUAAUAUAUUAAAAAUAUAAAAAAUAUUUAAAUGCCUACUACUACAACAACAAUCCUUUUUUGCAUAAAAUCAACGUUCUUACUGAAAUAUACUUAGCUAUGCAGAGAAAUGUUUUCCUAACAUCAAAAUUUCUAAUUUUAAUGUAAAUUUUGAUACCUUUGUGAUUAUAAUUGUAAAUAAGUUCUACUAUAAGAAAUGUUAGUAAUUUUUUCUUAUAGUUAGAUGUUUCCAUGUAUCAAAACUUCAAAAUUGUAUAUAAAAUAACUGGGUUCAACAGUUUUAAUAUUUGAUGGGAGAUCUAAUCCAGAAGAGAUUAGUUACUGCACACAAAUUCUUUUUUUUUACUUCACAAAAGCAGACUAUUUAAAAAAAUGUGUACAGCUAAUUUUGCUAUAGGACACCUGAUGAAAAAAAAAAUAACAUGAAUUGUUGUACUUUCUUUAAUUGUGAUAUUCUUGAAGCUGUUAUAACAAUUUGUUAUUGUUGUUGUUGGGCUUGUACUGUUAUACUUUUUAUGCAGAUGUUGGAUUUUGUUUUUUAUGGGAUGUACGUCAUUCACAACUAAUGCAACAAUUCUGGCAAUAACCCUGUCCUGGCUAGGCAAUCAGCGUAUGUCAAUCAAUUACUGAGGUUUAACGUGUGAUUGGUGUGUGGUCAUUUUUGACCAUCUGUUGGGUCAAAUGGUUUUGUGGUCUGUGUCCAGUGAAAUCACCAUCAUUUGUUGACUAGCGCAGUUGUAUUGGCUGAUGUGGAAAUCAGGCUGGUUAUUUAUUUUGUUAUGAUAAAUAAUUGUUUUGUUUUUGGAUUGGCCAGUGUUUAGUCAGAUAAUUAAAUACGUUAGUCUUUAGCUCAUCAUCAUAUGUCAUAUGCCAGUGUUCAAGCUGACCACUUGUGUUGUCAUGUCGCUGUAUUAGCUAACCACCAAUUAGAUGUUCAUGUUGUGUUUUAGAUCCCCCACCAAAUGGCUUCAACAGAACCAACCUGUUAUCUAAGGCAGUCUUUAAGAUCCCAACCAUAUGUUUAAUCAGCUCACCAAUUCUUAUUUGGCAGUGUAAUCUCAUGGUGUGCCAAUGUUGAGCGCUGGCUGUUUGAAUGUUGAUUUCUGAGUCUUGUCAACACUGUACUUAAUUCUGGAUGAUUGUUUAGUUCAUGAUCUAUUUGAUGAUGGAGUUAAUUUUAAAUUUGAUGAUGAAGUAUUAACCAGAAGGCAGUGUGUCAGGUAUGUAAUUUUAUUGAUACUGUUUACUGUUAUUAUUCUGUACUGCCAGUUAGCACACCAUCACCCAACAUUAAGAACCGUUUUCGUCCAGUUGGUUUGUUAAAGGGUUAUACAAGAGUUAUCUCCCUACAAUUUAGUCAGUUUGUUUUGAAUAAAUUGAGGUUUUUUCUUGCCACAUUUUAGAUUGUCUUUUUCACUGAAAUUGAGUUUUAUAAUAUAAAAAAUACUCAGCUUGCUAAAUUUACUGAAAUUUUAUUUUA